GCUCGGACCAGGCGCCAGUCUCUCCUCCUCGUCCCCCGCGGUGGCCGCCAAGCCCCGAGCCGGCGGGAGCGCGGCGCUCAUCAUGUCGGUCGCGCUCAGCAACAGGUUCCAAGGAGGAAAGGCGUUCGGCUUGCUCAAAGCCCGGCAGGAGAGGAGGCUGGCGGAGAUCAACCGGGAGUUCCUCUGUGACCAGAAGUACAGUGAUGAAGAGAACCUGCCAGAAAAGCUCUCGGCCUUCAAAGAAAAAUACAUGGAGUUCGACCUCAACAACGAAGGCGAGAUUGACCUGAUGUCUUUAAAGAGGAUGAUGGAGAAGCUUGGGGUCCCCAAGACCCACCUGGAGAUGAAGAAGAUGAUCUCGGAGGUGACAGGUGGAGUCAGUGACACCAUCUCCUACCGAGACUUUGUGAAUAUGAUGCUGGGGAAACGGUCAGCUGUCCUCAAGCUAGUCAUGAUGUUUGAAGGAAAAGCCAACGAGAGCAGCCCCAAGCCAGUGGGCCCCCCUCCAGAGAGAGACAUCGCCAGCCUGCCCUGA
This is a messenger RNA of Marmota flaviventris (yellow-bellied marmot), 535 nucleotides long. RefSeq names its product allograft inflammatory factor 1 like (gene Aif1l). NCBI's taxonomy places the organism in Eukaryota, Metazoa, Chordata, Mammalia, Rodentia, Sciuridae. Gene Ontology annotation, molecular function: calcium ion binding; actin filament binding. Gene Ontology annotation, cellular component: ruffle membrane; actin filament. The record is from RefSeq and is a predicted model, not a curated record. Gene Ontology annotation, biological process: actin filament bundle assembly; ruffle assembly.